AUGUCGUAUUACUCUUCUUACACACCUUCUUGCGACCACUAUGUUACAAGAGGCUUUUUCGAGAAGGAAUAUGUAUGCGUCUCAGAUGCAACAUGGGCAUUCGUAGGUCCUGUUCCAUAUGGUUUCAUACUUCUUUUCGUUGUUCCAUGGGUAAUUAAUAUAAUACUUUGGCUCAUUGCAUAUUGCAAGAAUCGCAAAGUUCAUGUCCCAUUCUGGUAUUUAAUAAUAAGCAUGCUUCAAAACGUUUUGCUUGCACUAAUUGUAUGGGGUGUAUUGCAUAUUGCAUUAGAAGGUAUGGGCCCAUAUUUCGCCGCAAUAGGUUUUGGAGUCAUUGGUUUAAUUGCCUCAAAUGUCAUGCCAUUAUUGUUGAGUAGUACAGUUCCAAUUGAUGGAAAAACCAAAGGACUCUUUUUAGUCAGAGUACUUUUAUUCAAAGAAUUUUGCAAAUGCUGCUGCGCUCUCAGAUUAAAAAUGAUGCCAAAGCAUUGCAUAAUGAAAGAAGAGAAAGUUUCAAAGCUUCGUGAUAGAAUUGCUGGCAACCCACCCAUUCUAAUGAUCCGUAUAAAGAACGGUUUUGCCAAUCACAGAGUCGGCUUUUGCCUUAAUGAACCUCUUAAAUAUGGAUCCUGGGAGGGUAAUGAUGACCUUAAUCUAGACAUAGAUGGCGGAAUCACAAUUGUUAAAGUUAAAACAGAAUUAGAAGUUUCUGAAGAAGUCCAUAACUAUUUCAAUCUGGCAAAGCAUGAAUACUUCAAGAAAUUGCGUGCUCUCAAUACUACAAUGGCUAUGAUGAGUCGUAGAGGUAACACCACCGCAGUUUGGUUAGGCGAUCCAGAAGUUGAACUUGCAGCAGAGAUCUACAAGGUGCCAAAUCACUUCUCAGCCUGCGGCAAAAGCGCAUACGUCAAGUUCAUGAACUCUGGCUUUGGAAAAUUCCUUUACGGAUUGUUUAUGAUUUUCGGAUAUUCAAUUUUCUUUGAUAAUCUCUUCAUCAUAUUGGCCAAGUACAAGAAGAUCACUGUUAAAAGGAAAGUUUCUCACGACGGAUCCUUAAGAAUCCCAGCUUACAAACCAAAUACACAAUUUUCACAGGAAGAGUACACAUCUGAAUCAUUAAACUACGGUAUGAUGGCUAACCAGAAUGCAGCCUACUUACAAAUGUACAGUGCUGAAAUGCAAAGGAAUCAGUACAACAAUCAAUACUCAUUUGCACCUUCACCUUAUGGCUCAGAUUUCCAGCUUGCAUACGGCGCUCCACCACAACAGGGAGCUUAUCCUCCCCCACAAGGAUAUCCGAAUUAUCAGAUGCCACCUCAACAGGGAGGAUAUCCACCACAACAAGGAGGAUACCCACCACAAGGAAAUUACCCACCACCUCAAGGAUAUCCACCUCAACAGGGAGGAUAUCCACCACCACAACAAAAUUAUGCAGCUCCUCCUCCACCACCUCCUCGUCAGCAAAAGUCAGAAACUAAGAAUGAGAACGAGUAA
Molecule: messenger RNA, 1491 nt
Organism: Trichomonas vaginalis G3
Lineage: Eukaryota; Parabasalia; Trichomonadida; Trichomonadidae
Exons: 1
Coding region: 1-1491 (496 amino acids)
Source: RefSeq, a predicted model, not a curated record